Molecule: messenger RNA, 1046 nt
Organism: Moneuplotes crassus
Lineage: Eukaryota; Ciliophora; Spirotrichea; Euplotida; Euplotidae
Source: the annotation of a GenBank genome assembly
AAUAAGUUAACAUGGGAAAUACUUCUGAUCGCCCAAACAAUUCUGAAGACCUCUCCUUCGAUGGAUCAAUGGAAGAUGGACUUCCCAGAAGGUACACGUUCACUACACAAGUCAAGCCAUCAGAUGCCCUCUAUCCAGACCAAGACCAGGCUGGUGAAGCCUCCCUUGUCUCCCCUAUCUACGAGGAAGAGCCUGACCAGCAAGAAAUCGAAAUAGUUCCUCCCAAGAAGAAAUCAAAGAGAAUCAAGAAGGUAGAAGACUACUUCCAGUGGGACAGCCUCAAGCUAAAAGAGAAGGACAUGUACUAUGACUUUGUGAAGACAGCUAAGAGAGCAUGGGCCGAUAUGGCCUAUGAGGAUGCCCAGGUUCAGAAGACAGUACUUGAUAAGAUCGCGCUCCUUAGGUUCUGCAUUGCUAGGAAUUUCCACCCAAAGAAGGUCCUUGAUCUAUGGACCAAGUGGGUAAACUGGAGAGUCAUGUACCAACCUCAUAAGAUUAGAAAGAGGGAUAUCAAGCAUACAGCUUUUAGGAAGUGUUUGUAUGUCUCGAGGAAAAAUAAACUUGGGUGCCCUUGUGCAGUAAUUUCUCCUGGAGCGACGAAUGAAGUAUACGAUAUUGAGGAUGUCCAGAAAGUCGUAGCUUAUGUACUGGAGAAAGUCUCUAAAAAGGCUGACAAAAAUGGAACUACUCAAUUCUGUGUAAUCUUUGAUAGGACAAAUAUGAAAAACAAGACAGAAAAGAAGUGGAUUCCAAUUUAUAAAGAAAUGAGUCAUGCAGUGCAACAAUAUUUCCCCGAAAGGCUACACCAAGCAUAUAUACUAAAACUAAACUGGAUUGGAAGAGUUAUAUACCAUCUCUGAAAGCCGUUUAUCCCUAAAAAGACCAGACAGAAGUUGAUCAUCCUCAAGAACGAAGAGAGGCUAAUGGAGUAUUUCGAUGAGCCGUACGUGAACCCCGCCUUUGCAGAACAAGGGGAAGAUGGUCAGUCAUAAUCAGGGGAAAUUCUAUAUUUCUACCUUAUUUUCGGCUUAUAUUACAUAGCUUCA